Molecule: messenger RNA, 4348 nt
Organism: Protopterus annectens (West African lungfish)
Lineage: Eukaryota; Metazoa; Chordata; Ceratodontiformes; Protopteridae
Exons: 6
Coding region: 1-954 (317 amino acids)
Source: RefSeq, a predicted model, not a curated record
AUGAAUAAUUCCAAAGAUAGAAUGGAUAGCAUAGCUGGAGGAAAAAGUAUGGCAAAUGUAAAUUCUGACAAUAUAAAGCUUGGUGAUGAAGUAGUAACUGAUGAUUUUCCCACAGUUGUUACAACAUCAGAUUUGAAUACUAAGCUGCUACUAGUCUCAGUUGUCUAUCUGAUUCUUGACUCUAGAGGAAGUGUCAUCCCUGCUAAGUCUAGCUGUCUUGAGGCCGUAUCAGCUGCAUAUGCCCAAAAUGGAAUGCUUGUUGAGAAAAGUACUGCAAAAGAUUUGACCAACAGAGAAUACCAUGCUUGUUUAGAACCUGACUAUAUCACUGACUGCCUUGCCACACAUUCACAAGAUCACAGUUUUGAUAAACUGCCAGAGUUAUCCACUAUGUCUGCUCUACAUUUAAAGAAUCACUACAGGUUGCCUCCAUUUUGUGUCAAGAAAGCUCAUAUGAAUAUCUCUAAAUGUGCUUCUGAUUCAGCCGUUUCCAUGCAUAGGCACAAUACCAGUGGUUUGUCUCUGCAAAACAUCCCUGAUGUAGCUAAGCAAAAAAUUCUGCAAAAUCCAGUGGAAGUGUCAGCAUUUCACAACAUAGUCAGGGACCUGACAAACAGAAGGAAGAAAAUACUUAGCAGUGAAGACAUGAUGAACAAAAGAACUAAGCAAAAGAAACUCCAGAAUAAAAAACAGAAGAAAACGAUUUCUGUUUCUGCAUCCAGAACAAAGAGCAUAGAGACUAAUGCAUCAGAGUUUAGACUGAGUCCAGAAAGUCUAGACAGAGUGUACCACAACAGAUGUAGCAGAGUAGGGUCAGGGUCAUUAUCUACAGCCCCCCUGCAUUCCGAGUCUGGACUUACUGGUACUACACACAGAGUUUUGUCUGGUAGUUUUAUUAACAGAAAAACAAGAAGAGGCUUGAGACGAGAAAGCAGAGCUCUCUCUGCUUGCUAAGGAACUGUGAACAGCAUGCUUGUGAGCUUCUUGUAGUUGGUGAUUUUUUCAGGGAUUGAUGUUCACACAUUAACCAAAGAAUAUGCACAGUAGCUAGAUUUUGCACUGUAAAAGUAGUAUUUGUGUUUCAUUCAGAUACUAAUAAAAUAAUGGAAGUAAAAUCUUGUUUAUAAAAAUAUGUCAGGGCUGAUAAAUGAUAAAACUAGACAAAAGUUCAAAGGAUAUGUCACCAUAGUCUGGUCCGUGGCAUAGAGAGAAGGAGCCCUGCCUACAACCCAUGCAUCUGGGGUUCAUUUAGUGGCUUCAGCAUUGGAGAAGCUGACAAGUGAGUGAAAGACAAAAAAAGUGUUGCUAUUGCAAUAAUUACCAUUAACUGCUUUUGUUUGAGUCUCCAAACUACUGCAGUUCACUUUUUCUUUAGUUUGUUAGCAACCUUCUGUUCAGCAGCGUUUUGUCAGAAGUGUGCCAGCUUCAUCAGUAUGGUUUCUAUUUUCAGUGAUGUAUAGUAACCAUUGCAGCAGUUCUUUCUGACAUGCACAGUUUUUAUGUAUUAGCAGUCUUCAUACAUUAUGCUGCUGAAGCAAAUGUGCUCUUCAGAGAUCCUACCUUCUAAUAUAGUGUGUACCUGACCCGACAUGGUGUAAUUCUGGUUUCUAUGCCUUUCUUCAAGACCUGGAGCUGUGUUUUUAAGACUGUCUGUUAAAUUAUCUCACAAAAUAUGAAGAGAUAUGAGUUUGCAUAAGCUUGGAACAAGACAGCCAAGCAAACCCUCAUUAGUAUAAUAUAAAACUGUAAAUCAAAGUUUUGUGUUUCCAUUUGUACUACCAAUAAAUUAUACACUUUCCCAAAGAUUCAUUAUCAAGCUACCUCAUCUCAUUAAUGGUCAAAUUAAAGAGGUCAUGCUUCCAUGAUGCAGCAUUUUGCAAUUCAUAGAUGCAUAAGCAACGAGGAAAGACCUCAUUAUCAGCUACUUUGCAUGUCUAUGAAUCGCAGUUAACUACCACAGAGUACAGAUCAACAGUAGUUAAGUGUUUGCAGCCGCAUCAUGUAAGCAAAGGCACCUCCAUCCACUCUGCUACACACACUGCACACAUUCAAACACAGACACACACCACAGACCCCAUACCUCUCCCUGUGUUGUCUGAACGUACCCAAUGUGUCCUUUACCUGCCCUUGUAAAUCACAGAAGAUUUCAGUCAGUCAUUAAUGCUAGGCAAUAGAACUGCACAUGUCCUCUCUGUGAGUACAUACAAUGUAUCCCUGGUGUAUAGCAGCCACCCUCCACCCCGACACAUGAAUAAUUAAGCUAGUAUCCGUGGUGUCCAGUAAUUCCCUCCGAGCUCAUAUUAAUUGCAAGUGCCACCCAUACAUGCCUAUAGAGUUAUCCCUGGUGGUUCCCUCAACUGUGAUCCAAUAUUGUUUUAAGUGCUGCUCAGGCACAAGUAUUAUCCCAGGUGAUUAGUGGUCCCCCCAAUUAACUUACUUUUUAAGUGCCACUCAGGAAUGCCUGUAAAGAGUUUUCCACUGGUUUCUAGUGAUUUCCCUCUACCCAGUAUUGCGGGCUCUGCUCAUUAGUCUGUAGGUGUGUGGAUGUAUGACAGCCACACACACACACUCACAAAAUAGCCUUGUCCCCAAACAAUUGCUGUCCAGGCACACCUCCCCAUUCAUUCAUAUGUACAUACACACUUGCGUAACAUACCCUCUCACUAACUCUCUGACCACUGCCUCUCAAGCAGAAACACACACACAGCCCCUUGCAUAUGCACAUGUGUGCAUAGAUACACAGAUACACACACACCCCUCCUAAAGCUACCCUACCACUAAAUUGCCCAGCACUUACCUCUACCACAGUGGAUAAAUGUGGCUACCAUGAAGUGCAAGGUAGUGUCCUUGUUAAUCUAGCAUAUUCCUUUCCCCUGGAAUUCCUCAUUAGCAUCUAACAGCCAUGGAAGCAGCAUAUGCAGUGCUGCACAUAUAUUACUUUUGGUAAUUUUAUAAGACUGACGUGAUUUUUUAUAGCUUUUAGAAUAUUUCAGUAAGAGGUGCUGGCUGCUGAAUGAAAACGUCUUGCUUAGAAGCCUGAUAAGGGACAUUGAUAUGAAUAUGGCAGUAUUUAAUAAACCUCUCUGUUAGUCAUUGGAGGCAAUGAAUAUGCCGCCAGUGGAUUGUUGUAUUUGCAAGUUCAGGUUUAGCAAGUAGUAUCUUGUGAGUUUUCACUCAUUUUGCUCAUAUGAAAAGUUUGGUUAGGAAUAUUGUGUGGGUUUUCACUCAUCACUGGCAAUUUAAUACAAGAAUCUGGGGAAUCAGUGCUGUCAUACAUGAGGUUUUGUGUUGACUAUGUGAACUGUUUUAAAGUGACUGGUUGCAGUGUUUUAAUAGUUACUAUCAAAGUUGAUCUCUGGUCUGUGAUAGAUGGCCAAGUAGUUUUAAUAGUUAAUAUCAAAGUCAAUCUCUGGUCUGUGAUAGAUGGACAAGUAUAACUCAGCUAUACAGUAACUACACUUCUGGCUGUGUUCUUUUUUGGUCACAGUAUACCCCUGGGAAGGACGAUAAAAUUUUUUUAUGAUGAUAAAUUAUCAUUGAGCAGCAUACCAAAUGUAUGAUUGCCUGUGAUUUGUUGAGAUUUUUCUUUUAGUUGUGAAUUAGUUUUUCUUUAUAGUUUUUUAAAUAUAUUGGAUGGGUGAAUAGAAGUGCUGUUUAUAAAGAUACUUUUUUGAGAUUAUGUUUCAUUUGUCUAGUGCAGGUUAUGAGUUCUGGUGUGCUUGUUAAAGGGGUGUGUGUGUGUGUGUGUGGUCCUGUUACAUGGCUCAGCUUAUUGUAUAUAUAUUAAGUGAUAAAGUGCUGUAAGUAGAGUGAAGCUUCAAGAUUCAGUGUUAAGACUGAGACUGGACAUGUCAACAUGCAUGCUACAUUGGUUACAGUAGUUUGCAAUAUAGUUGAUGGUGAGUUUGUUUGUUUUUUAUGUCCUAGUAUACAGAGUAAGAUACUGUUUAAGAGAAUGAUUAGAUAUUGCAAUGCUGUUGACCAGAUGUGAUUUAAUAUAUAAUUGAGGAACUAAGAGUGAAUGUCAACGUUUCAGCCCUUUCUUCCACCUGCUUUGUAAAUUUAUGAAGGAUGUUACAGUCAAGGAAUUGGAUUAAGUUGGAUAUAUAGAUGCAUAAAGGGUAAAUAUGGUCUUGGAAAGGGCUAAUUAAGAUGUAUAAUAUGCUGUUAUGUGCCAUGAACACCUAAUUCAUGCUACUCUGGAUUACUUAAUAUUGAAUUGUCGAGUAUUUUAUUUUUAAGUAUAAAAAGGGAGGUUACUGUGGUGUUUUAACACUUGAGAAACCAGUGUAACAUGCAAGUUGACAUUUCCACUCUUAACACUAAAUCUUAAAGCUUCAAUUUAUUU